ACUAAAUUAUGGGUGUUUCCUGAAGGAACGCGUCACAACACCGGCGAACUUCACCCGUUCAAAAAAGGAGCCUUUCAUUUAGCCAUUUCCGCCCAAAUACCAAUUUUACCUGUCGUUUACAGCCAGUAUUAUUUUUUAGAUGACGCCAAUCGACGUUUUGACCAUGGUAAAAUAAUGAUAACGGCUUUACCACCGAUUCCUACAGCGGGUUUAACCGCUAAAGACGUCGAUUCAUUAAUAGAAAAGACAAGAUCGAUGAUGGCUCCGGUUUUCUACGAGAGUAGCAAAGAAGUUAUGCGAUCUUUAGGGGUUUAGCACUAAAAAAAAAAAUAAAAGUCUUAAAAAAAAAGAAUAAGAAAUGAAAUGUGAUCACCUCCUUUUUAUGAAAACAAGAACGUAUAUAGUCCUUUAUACCAAACUUACUUUUGUAUCUAUGCCGUUAUUUUCGCGUUUUUUUAUUUUUUUUUUUAAUUAAUAUUAAUUGAUUAACAUGGGGAAACCCCGGAAUGAACUUGCCGUACUUAAGUCAGAAAAAUAAAUGUUGGAAAAAUGCGAAAGAUUAAGUGAUAAUUAAGAUAAGAAAAAUUAAAAGAAUUAGAUCGUUCUUAAUGACUAUGAGAAAAGAUCUCAAUGUACCAAUUUCUAAACGUUUUUUACAAAAUUUUUUUUUAAAGUUACCAUAAUCUUCACUUUGACGUAGUUUUAUAUAUGAUGUAAAAUGUAUACGUAGUUAUUCUAUGUAAAAAAAAUUAAGGAAAACUUAUAACAUUAAGAUUCAAAAAUAAAUACCACAAUAAAUCACAAUAAAA
Onthophagus taurus is the source of this 809-nucleotide messenger RNA. The record is from RefSeq and is a predicted model, not a curated record. NCBI's taxonomy places the organism in Eukaryota, Metazoa, Arthropoda, Insecta, Coleoptera, Scarabaeidae.